Messenger RNA from Pistacia vera, 2886 nucleotides. Its product is annotated as probable LRR receptor-like serine/threonine-protein kinase At3g47570. The record is from RefSeq and is a predicted model, not a curated record. Bases 1 to 2802 code for a protein of 933 amino acids. The transcript has 4 exons. Lineage: Eukaryota; Viridiplantae; Streptophyta; Magnoliopsida; Sapindales; Anacardiaceae. Gene Ontology annotation, biological process: protein phosphorylation. Gene Ontology annotation, molecular function: protein binding; protein kinase activity; ATP binding.
AUGGUAACGGAGACGCACUCGGGGUCCCGUUCCCAGUCAGCGAACGGGUGCCCCCUCCCAUUGAUCAGACGGGGUCACAGGGGCAGCCCCUUGACCCCGCCAAAGAGUCGUGGAGUUGAACCUGAGCGGUCGAGCAUUGGAGGUACCUUAUCACCUUAUAUAGGAAACCUCAGCUUCCUUAGGUCCAUUUAUCUCCAAAACAACAGCCUCUACGGCCAAAUUCCCCCUGAAAUCGGUCGUCUUUCUGCGCUUGAAACUCUAGCACUGGACAACAAUUCCUUUUCCGGAACAAUUCCAAGCAAUUUAUCUCGUUGCUCUAACCUCAUCCAGUUUUUCGCCAACAGAAACAACCUUGAGGGAGAAAUUCCAGCGGAGAUUGGAAAUUUGUUGAAUCUUAAGAUACUGUCCAUUAAUAACAAUCAUCUAAAUGGCCAACUCCCAGCUUCCAUUGGGAAUCUUUCAGCUCUUCAGGGAAUUGAUAUAAAAGAGAAUAUCAACUUGAACGGGAAAAUUCCAGAUACCAUUGGCCGACUCAGCAGCUUAACUUUUUUUAACGCAGCUGCAAAUAAAUUUUCGGGUAUGGUUCCUCCUUCACUUUAUAACAUUUCCUCCCUUGAGAUGCUUGCUCUGCUCUUAAAUGAAUUCCAUGGAAGUCUACCUCUUGAUAUAGGCUUCACACUUCCAAACCUGAAAGUAUUUAGUAUUGCUGCAAACAACUUCACUGGUUCUAUCCCCGUUUCAUUUUCCAAUGCUUCAAAUCUUGUGGAGCUUAACCUUGCUGAUAAUCAACUUAGUGGGGAAGUGUCAAUUGAUUUUAGCGGUCUGAAGAAUCCAGUAGAGCUAAAUUUAGGGGAUAAUUAUUUGGGAAGUGGGAUACAUGAUCUUUAUUUUUUGACCUCUCUAACAAACUGUAGCACAUUCGUAUCCAUGGGUUUAUACAAUAAUCAAUUUAGAGGGGUGCUGCCUCAUUCCAUAGCCAACCUCUCUAGAACGAUGACAAUAAUAGCGAUGGGGUAUAAUCAAAUAUCUGGCACCAUACCGCCUGGAAUAGGAAAUCUUGUCAAUCUAAAUGCCUUUGGUCUGGAGUCUAACAAAUUUAUUACUGGCCCUAUUCCUUAUGGUAUUGGGCAACUCAAAAACUUGGGAGCUCUGAACUUGGAAGAUAAUAAUUUAGAAGGGAGCAUUCCCGACUCCCUUGGUAAUCUAACAAUACUCACCAAAUUAUCGUUGGGAUCCAAUAAUUUGCAAGGCAAUUUACCCUCCUCUCUUGGAAAUUGUCAGAAUUUGAUACUGUUGUCGGUACCCCGAAAUAAGUUGAUCAAUGGUACUGUGCCUCCACAAAUUCUUGGCAUAACAAGCCUUCUUCAGCUGGACCUAUCAGAUAACCUUGUCAGUGGUUCUUUUCCUUUAGAAGUGGGCAAUUUGAAGAAUCUGUUAUAUUUGGAUGUAUCUAACAACAGGUUUUCUGGUGGGAUUCCUGCUACUCUAGGUGGUUCUACAAGCUUAGAAAUUCUAGCUGUGGGAGACUUGUCUUACAAUCACUUUGAGGGCGAGGUACCAACAAGAGGAGUUUUCAGCAAGGCAGAAAAUGUUUCACUAAUUGGCAACGAGAAGCUCUGUGGGCGCGUAUCUGAAUUGCAUUUGCCAUCAUGCCAAAGCCAAACCAACAGACCGAUGAAAUCAACCAGCACUUUGCUUAAAGUACUGAUUUCCGUGAUUGCUGCUUGUUUAAUUUUAUUAAUAUGUUUCAUUGUUGUUUUUACUCGAAGAAGGAAAUUGGCACGGAAACCUUCUAGCGUGCUGCAGAUGGAAGAACAAUUUCCAAUUGUUUCUUUUGCAGAGCUGAGUAAGGCAACUAAUGAAUUUUCAUUAUCAAACAUGAUUGGUCAGGGACACUAUGGCUUGGUGUACAAAGGAACUUUGGGUGAAAAUAAAAUCUUAGUUGCAGUGAAGGUGUUUAAUCUUGAGCAAAAAGGGGCUUCCAAGAGUUUUUUGGCAGAAUGCCAAGCACUAAGAAGCAUUCGUCACCGAAAUCUUGUCAAAAUUAUCACUAUUUGCUCAAGCAUAGACUAUAAAGGGUCUGACUUUAAGGCUCUAGUUUAUGAAAACAUGCAAAAUGGAAGUUUAGAGGACUGGCUGCACCAGAGCGAUGAUCAACCUGACCUGCGUAAUUUAAGUCUCAUUCAAAGACUUAACAUAGCCAUUGAUGUGGCCCAUGGAGUUGAAUAUCUUCAUCAUCAUUGCCAACCUCCAGUCGUUCAUGGUGAUCUAAAGCCAAGUAACAUUCUCCUUGAUCAUGCCAUGGUGGCUCAUGUGGGUGACUUUGGGCUAGCAAGAUUUUUAUCUGAUUGCCCACUUAGUAUCUCUUCCGAAACUCAAUCAAGCUCAGCUGGGAUAAAAGGAACUGUUGGCUAUGUUGCUCCAGAGUACGGUAUGGGCGGUGAAGUGUGUAUGCAAGGAGAUGUGUACGGCUUUGGAAUUCUGUUACUGGAAAUGUUCACGGGAAGGCGACCCACUGAUAACAUGUUUAACGAUGGGUUAACUCUCCACGGAUUUGCUAUGAAGGCUUUGGAUGAAAAAGUAAUUGAGAUUGUUGAACCUUCACUUCUGUUUGAUGAGAAAGUUGGCAAUUUUGCUAGUCAUAAAGGGGGAAGAGAGAGAAUUGAGGAGUGCUUGAUCUGUGUCGUAAGAACUGGAGUCCUCUGCUCAAUGGAAUCUGCAGCAGAGAGAAUGGAGAUGAAAGAUGUUGUGACAAAACUAUGCACUGCUAGGAAAAAGUUUCUUAAUACUAUGAUUCGAUAGAUUAGAUUAUUGUACUGUACCCAAAGCCUAUGUUAGAUACCAUAACGUGGCCUCUACUUUCUUGAGUCUUGUGCUUAUUAGAUA